Molecule: messenger RNA, 472 nt
Organism: Hylaeus volcanicus
Lineage: Eukaryota; Metazoa; Arthropoda; Insecta; Hymenoptera; Colletidae
Exons: 3
Coding region: 31-411 (126 amino acids)
Source: RefSeq, a predicted model, not a curated record
AUACGUUCUGUGGAUUUAUUGUAGUGUGUGAUGGUACUGAAUUUUACCAUAACUGACGGUGUCAUUUCAUGCACAAUCAAUAGGUCAAGCAUUAAUGAAAGCAGUAAAACACGAUUGAUUUCAGAGUGCUUACAUCAUUUGAAAUCUAAAUUGGAGUUAGUAAAAACAACUACUUCAAAACCAUGUCAACUGGCUGUUCUGGUGGCCAACGACUCCAGUUGUAAUCAAAAAACUGUAUCAUUAGCCGAAAAAAUAUAUCGUGAAUUAUGUCAAGUAGAAAUAUUUCCACAUUACACCAUUGAAAAACGUGUUGAAAUAAUAGGUUUCAAUUGCUUGGACACUCAAGUAUUAGAUUCUAAAGCACGAAGACUCUCACCGUGUGUGCGUGUAACGUUUACACUAAAUAUGUAGAAAGUCUUACGUUACUUGGUUAAGCAUCUUGUUUUUAAGCAAUGUAACGACUUUUUUUUUU